AAUUAGCAAGUUGUUGCCUCUGCCUUGACUUAUGGAUACUGCAUACUUUUGAAGAAACCAAAACGAUAGUUUCUAUCUCAGAUCUAUCAAAUAUGGCAGCGGAGGCGGCGAUCUCAUCUUUGGUCGAACUACUGGGCGAUCAGCUCAUCCAGAAGGUUAAAUUCCUGCGAGGCGUCGAGGGGAAGGUGGAGUUGCUGAGAGAGGAGCUGAAGAGAAUGCAAUCCUUUCUCAAAGACGCCAACAAAAAGCAAUUUGAAAAAGAGAGCGUGCGUAAUUGGAUCUCGGAGAUCAGAGAGUUGGCUCAAGAUGCCCAAGAUACCAUCGAGAUCUUCCUUCUCAACGUUGAGAGUGCCAAGAAUUGGAGGCUCUUCAAAAGAUGUACAACCUUCCCGAAGCGUAUGUACCACCUCGACAAAAUUGGAGAUGAGAUUGAGUCGAUCCGAGAUAGGCUUGAUGCCAUUGACAAAAGCCGCGAGAGGUACGGGAUCAAGGAUCUCGGAGAGGCAGCCGAGUCAUCAUCGAGAUCGGAAGUUGAAUUGCGGCGGCGGUUGUGUCCUUGGCAAAAGGACGAACAUCUGGUGGGCGUUGAAGAUGAUGUGAAAAAGCUGCUGAAAGAAUCGAUUCUGUGUGAGGAGAAGAAAGGGCUUUCCAUUGCAGUGCUAGAGGGCAUGGGUGGGAUCGGGAAAUCGACACUUGCCCGGGAAAUAUACAACCACCCCGACGUGGUUGCUGGUCCAUUUGAUCAUCGUUGUUGGGUUGUGGUGUCGAGUGAAUUUACACCACAAGAGACCAUCAAGCAGCUUAUCUUGGAGCUGCCGGGCUCUGACAAACAAAAGGUGCGUGAAUUGGAGGAGUCAACCAAGGACAAGCUGUAUCUACUACAAAAGCUUAAAGAAAUGCUUCAUAAGCAAUUGGAGGGCAAAUCAUAUUUCAUAGUUCUGGAUGAUGUUUGGGAGAAGGAACAUUUGGAUGAUGUUCUGUAA
This is a messenger RNA of Salvia miltiorrhiza (redroot sage), 983 nucleotides long. Its product is annotated as putative disease resistance protein At1g50180. The record is from RefSeq and is a predicted model, not a curated record. Lineage: Eukaryota; Viridiplantae; Streptophyta; Magnoliopsida; Lamiales; Lamiaceae. Bases 93 to 983 code for a protein of 296 amino acids. The transcript has a single exon. Gene Ontology annotation, molecular function: ADP binding.